Messenger RNA from Diaporthe citri, 531 nucleotides. RefSeq lists its product as uncharacterized. The record is from RefSeq and is a predicted model, not a curated record. The coding region runs from base 1 to 531 and encodes 176 amino acids. NCBI's taxonomy places the organism in Eukaryota, Fungi, Ascomycota, Sordariomycetes, Diaporthales, Diaporthaceae. The transcript has 2 exons.
AUGCACAUGGUCGACAGAACCUUUGAGUACCGGGAGAUCAUGAACCGUGCGCCGCAGAUCAUCCGGGGCGCCCUGACACUUGAGGCAAACAGCUUCACCCUCAACGACGCCUACAUCACACUCUCGGACGAGGCCUGCGCGACCUGUCGGCAACGCGGAGGCUUCAUCUACCUGAUCACGUGCGAGCGUGUCUGCUCGCUGUGCCUGAUCGAGGUCCCCAGGUGGAAGCCACGAGUAAGCGUGCAGAGGGAUUGGAAUCUGUUCGGGGCGCCGUACCCGCAUCCCAAGUUGACGCCAUCUGCAAUCGGCAGACCAGGGGUAUAUGGGACGGCUGGAGGCUAUCAGCGUCCCUUUGGAGCGAUUAGGACAAUGCGCAACUUCUGGAUUGUGAAGAAUGCUCCUUCACGAUUCUGGGAUGCAAAGCACUGCGACCGCGUGCGCCAAGCUCGUGGGAUUCAGUCCUUCAAGGGUAGUGUUUGGUACGCCUCGCAGCUUUUUGUUUCCGUCAGCGUCCCGUUGGUGGACCGCUAG